AUGGCGGAGGCUGCAGGCACGUCGCGUGGCCUCCGCGUCUACAAGAUUGUAGUACUCGGCGACGGGGGAGUGGGCAAGUCCGCGGUCACACUGCAAUUUGUUAGUCACAGUUUUCUGGAUUAUCAUGAUCCUACAAUAGAGGACUCAUACCAACAACAAGCUGUGAUUGAUGGAGAGCCUGCAUUAUUAGACAUUUUGGAUACAGCUGGACAGGUAGAGUUUACAGCAAUGAGGGAACAGUACAUGAGGUGUGGAGAAGGCUUCAUGCUGUGUUACUCAGUGACAGACAGACGUUCAUUUCGCGCGGCGGCCGAAUAUAAACGAUUGCUCGCCCAAGCUCGUCCCUCUGAGAGGCUGCCUUUGGUUCUUGUUGGAAAUAAACUGGACCUUGCCCCAAGGUUUAGACAGGUAACAGUAGAAGAAGGAAAAGCCCUCGCGACUCAACUGGGGUGUCCGUUCUUUGAAACGUCGGCAGCAUUGCGUCACUUCGUAGAUGACGCCUUCCACGGCCUCGUAAGGGAAAUACGUCGGUUAGAACGACAGCGACAGUCCUCCAUCAUCGGCACCGGCAUCUCGACGGGCGGUGGGCGGCGGCGCUGGCGGCGCCUGCGCAGUAUAUUCGCGCUUGUGUUCCGCAGGCAGCGCAGGCAACAAUCCACC
Brenthis ino (lesser marbled fritillary) is the source of this 660-nucleotide messenger RNA. The record is from the annotation of a GenBank genome assembly. Lineage: Eukaryota; Metazoa; Arthropoda; Insecta; Lepidoptera; Nymphalidae.